ACUCCAGACCAGACUCUCUCUGAUAAGCCGUUAGACUUUCUGUUAGUAGUCGUUUAGAGUUGACUCGUAUCGUAUCGUCCUUCCGCAUUUUCCUUCCAGAAGCGGAAGGCAGACAUUCUCAUGUCCAGCGAUGGAUGCGGGCCAUCUCAAGUGAGCAGUCCGAGCCGUGGUCCAUUGAAUAACGUCCCAACGCCGCUAAGUCUUGUGCAGUCAACCAGCUUAAGGGCCUAGGAUCGCUCUCAAUCUAUUUUCGAGGAGUUCACGAGGAGUUCCGCGAGGAGUUCGCGAGGAUUUCGCGAGGAGCUCGAGAGGAUUUCCUGCCUCAAAACACUUGUCGAAAGCGCUAUGAGCUCAAGUUCCGAACCUCGCAGAGAUGCCGAGUCAGCCAGCCGACCAGGAUCGGAUGGCAUUUCAGCGGCAAACACGCCGGGAAUCGCGGAGGCUUCUGAGUAUGGCCCAGCCGGAGGGUUCACGGAAGAGCAGCGGUUUGAUACUCCGCCGGAAUCUCCGCAAAAGACGCUUUUGACUCAUACGAAGGAUCCUCGCGCGCUGUUGUCACACCCUCGAAGUGACAGUGACGAAGGGAUUUUAGAAGUUCCGAGUGCAAGCGGCGAUGAUCCCGAGGUCGGACGGACGGAGAGCAGAAGCGACGGAGACAGAACCAACGGAGAUAGGAACGGCGAAGCUCGUCCGUUCGUUGGAUCCAGCGAAAACAGCGAGGUUCUUCUUCCUCUUAACGAAGGGAGUCGGUCAGUCAGUAAUGGCGCUCCGUCAGUCAGCAAAGGCGCCCCGUCAAUGGUCGUGAAUCGUCAGUCAACAAGAGGGGUUGGAGGCGGCGCUAGCGAGCCAAGGAGCGGCUAUGACGCUGGGGGGAUGCUCCGAUUCGCACAGGGCCUGCUACCGAGGAGCGCACAAGUGCUGCUGGCCCCGAUAAAGGAACACUUCUGGACAAUCACAGCCCUGGCAGCAGCUGUUUCUGGCGCUGCGAUCCUGUGGCGGUCACCCUCUCCUUCCUGCUCGUGCCUGCUGCAGUACCGAGCAGUAAAUCUCAGGCGGCUAUGCCUCUGCAGGAGAUAGGAGUCCCCUUCAACCUGACAUGGCAGGGAUACAGCACCUACCUCCAGCAGCUAGAGCCGCUCCAGCAGCACGUGGGCCUGCCCUCCAUCCCGUUCCACCCCCUCCCCCGCGGCCCCCACGGCUUCAUUCAGUUCAGCGCCUACCGCCUUGCUUCCCGCACCUUUGCUGCGGUGGGCUUUGGAGCACACUUCUUGAAAGACCAUCUGGCACUGUUGAGUGCCUGUGGCAGGGAGGCCAGGUGCUGGAGCUGAAGGGAAGGUCCACAAUCAUCUACACUAACCUGCGGCAAGAGAGCGACUACGAUGCGAUUGUCAUAAAGUGCGAGUUUGAGAGUCAACAGGGGAUGCUGGGGGCGACCUCUUCCUCACUAUUUCCCAGGAGCCCUUCCUCACUCUCAGGGAGAGCACCGCUCUAGACCACUCCAUCGUGCCGCCCGAUUUCGACCAGCUGCCGCACCUCCUGACCAUCUGUGCCGUGCGGAUGGGGAGGGAGGUGGAAGCGCGGACAGUGCAUGAGUGGGUGAGCUACCACUGGCACCUUGGCGCCACUCAGUUCCGCCUAUAUGAUGCUGGAUCUAUGGAUCAGAGCCUUGCCACGGUCCUAGACGCCUUCCUGCGCAACGACUCGAUACAAGUCAUCCCCACGGGCCACCUGUCCUUCUACAAUAUCGAGUACAACGCGCAUUCCCUCAGCGCGCUAGACUGUCUAUACAGCACACACUUCACAUCCAAGUGGGUAACCGUGUUACCACCCGACAGCUACCUCUACAUCGCCCCACCCCACACGCUCCCAUCCUUCCUCGCCCACUACGCCUCUCGCCCGUGGCUCACCUACGGGGCGCACGAGUGGAGCACUGAGAAGUGCAGGGAGGGGAUAGCAUGGGAGAAUGCAACGACAGAGGAGUGGAUGGGGAAGAGGGAGGUCACUCCGUUUGUGGUUGAGUGGCUGGCGUAUAGGAGGAGAGAGAAUGUGUGCGAGGGGGGCGGGGAGGAUCGGGAGAAGUGCAUUGGGGAGCAAGGUCAACGGUCCCACUUCACCAACCCGAGAAAGGCUGGAGUGUUAGCUUAUAACGAGGUUAGAGAGACGGACAGCAGUGGGGAGCACGUGGCUUAUAGCGAGAUGCACAAAAACGUGUAUCCGAAGCUGCACGAGAGGUCCGGGUUCAACCAGACCUGCCGAGAGGUCGGGGCAGCAGAGGAGUGGGAUGGGUGGGUGCGGGACGUCACUGCAGCGGAUUUCGCCAAGCUGCUGAGGAAAAGCCCGCCUCCAACGGCUUAGAAAACACAGCUUGUGAUGUGAGCACUGAGCACUGAGCUGUAGAGGAGUGGGAUGGGAGGGUGAGGGACGUCACUGCUGCGGAUUUUGCCAAGCAGCUCAGGAAAAGCCUGCCUCCACAGCUCGUGAUGUGAGCAGCAGAGUGGGAUGGGUGAGUGAGAGAUGUCACUGCAGCUAACUUUGCGAAGUUGAAGAAAAUUCCGCCAUCAACUGCUUGAGAGCACAGCUCGUGAUGUGAGCAGCAGAGGAGUGGGAUGGGUGAGUGAGGGAUGUCACUGCAGCAGACUUAGGAAAGCAGUUGAAUAAUGGCCCUCCAGCAAUGGCUUUAGGGCUCAUCCCCCAAGUACUCAGCUUUAAGUAUUUAUAGGAACUUCAGCUGUAGCUAGCCCGUCAGCUCUUCUCGAGUCUGACUUCAUAGAAAAUGGAUAAUAGUUGGAACCCUAAAGCCUCAUGAUACUAUUCCAAGGCUCGGCACUAGAGGGGCUCAGCGCAAGACUAGCAUCCUAAUACUCG
Closterium sp. NIES-67 is the source of this 2865-nucleotide messenger RNA. The record is from the annotation of a GenBank genome assembly. NCBI's taxonomy places the organism in Eukaryota, Viridiplantae, Streptophyta, Zygnematophyceae, Desmidiales, Closteriaceae.